Messenger RNA from Haliotis rufescens (red abalone), 1007 nucleotides. RefSeq lists its product as uncharacterized. Bases 139 to 798 code for a protein of 219 amino acids. Lineage: Eukaryota; Metazoa; Mollusca; Gastropoda; Lepetellida; Haliotidae. The transcript is spliced from 5 exons. The record is from RefSeq and is a predicted model, not a curated record.
AGACAAUCGUCAUUCCUCAGCACACGAAGUCGAUCUAUUGCCACGCACUACAAAAUCACCAUUUUUUCUGCGUGUUUGAUUGAUUUAAAGAAUAUAACCUACUUUAUCGUUUUGGUUGACUGACCGACCAACUUCCCAAUGGAUUCUAAAAGAAAUACAGGGGGCAACUGUUUCCUGUACCCAGAGGCAGCCUGGCCCCGAGUAUACAACAUGGCCGGCACAGACAUGCUCCUGUUUGCUGGGAGGAUGGCAUUCCGUUCAGACCUUCAGCUCGCGUCCAUUCAUUCCGAUAUCAGCGUUCCUGAAACCUGCGCUAGCCCCGUGGAUGCCGCCAUAAUCUGGACGGAAAGACAGCUUUACUAUGUCCGAAACGACUUGAAAACCAUAAAGAAGACCAGUAUGAGGUUAUCCACCCGUCAGGUACCGCCCACCCUGCCUACCCGCAUGAGGGGGCGUGUCGGGGUCAUUGAGUACGAACUGCAGGAAGCAGAAAGACUGAGGCAGAUCCGAGAGAGAAAGCAGAGACGUGAAAGAGAAGCUUUGACACAGGAGAGAGUAGUGAUGGAGGAGGAGAGAGACAUGAGAAACACUAUGUCGGCUGUGGGAUGCAGAAAGAGGAAACUGGAGGAAGUGACGUCAUCAAACAAUAUGGCGGAAACAAGAUCAAAGCGAUCCCGGAAACCAAACUCCAAAUACGACAGUGGCACCUUCCUCGUCCACAACGGAUCAGGCGACUCCCGCGCCUCCUCCAACAUCGUCAACAGAUUGAGGAGGAGAACUCUAAAACGCGGCCACUGAAUGUGGCUAUAGCAGGCAGUUUUCGUGGUCAUGUCUGCAUGGACAACUGGCGAUACAGUACAUACAUACAUACUACGUCACAUUGUCAUUGAACUGUAAUUGUUUCGAAACGCUUAUACAUAUUCCUGAUUUUUGUAAAUAAUUUGUUAUAUUUAAUAACAGUUUUACAAUGCAAUUUUAUCACAUAUACAAUAAACUGUUGUUACAUA